AUGUGAUGUGUGUGAAUGGUCCUCUUCAGCCCCCCUCAGUCCCUCACGCGCUGUUUCCGCAGCAACAGGGAAAAGAUGGCAGCCCUCGCGACCCUCACUCAGCUGUCGAGCGGGAACCCUGUAUAUGAGAACUUUUACAGACAGGUUGACCCGGGAAACACUGGGAGGGUUGGACCUACAGAGGCUGCCUUGUUCUUGAAGAAAUCAGGCCUGCCAGACAUCACAUUAGGAAAGAUCUGGGAUUUGGCUGAUCCAGAUGGCAAAGGUUUCUUGGAUAAACAGGGUUUUUACGUUGCUCUGCGACUUGUGGCCUGCGCGCAGAGUGGGCACGACAUCAGCCUUUCCAGUAUAAACCUCCCCGUUCCACCUCCAAAAUUUAAGGACCACAGCAGCCCGUCACUGAGUUCUGUGACGUCAACCAGUGAGAGCCACUGGGCAGUGCGGCCUGAAGAGAAGAGUAAAUUUGAUGGUAUUUUUGAAAGUCUUGCCCCAGUGAAUGGAUUACUGUCCGGUGAGAAGGUCAGACCAGUACUUAUAAACUCCAAACUUCCUGUGGAUGUUCUUGGAAAGGUGUGGGAUUUGAGUGACAUAGACAAAGACGGACACUUGGACAAAGAUGAGUUUGCAGUGGCUAUGCAUCUGGUAUACCGUGCCCUGGAGAAGGAGCCCGUGCCCUCCGUCCUGCCCUCUUCUCUCAUCCCUCCAUCUAAAAGGAAGAAGUCCUCAGGGUCUCUGUCCAACAUGGUGCCAGUGUUACCAGGCAGCCCACCGCCACCUAAAGACAGUCUGCGUUCGACCCCCUCUCACGGCAGCAUGAACUCUCUCAACAGCGCUGGGAGUUUGUCCCCAAAACACACCCUCAAAUCAUCACAGCAUUCAGUAAACUGGGUGGUACCAGUUGCAGACAGAGGGCGCUAUGAUGACAUCUUCCUCAAAACAGACACUGAUCUCGAUGGCUUCGUCAGCGGCCAUGAAGUUAAAGAUAUCUUCAUGCAGUCCGGCCUUCCUCAGAACCUCCUGGCACAUAUUUGGUCUUUGGCGGACACCAGGCAAAUGGGCAAACUCACACGCGAGCAGUUCUCCUUGGCCAUGCAUCUCAUUCAGCAGAAAGUGAGCAAAGGCUUGGACCCUCCACAAACUCUGACUCCUGACAUGAUCCCACCAUCUGAACGCAGCACACCGGGACCUAGUCUGUCAGGAUAUAUGACACCAGUGGGCUCUGAGAUGGCCGCACUGAGCGAGAUGCGCCGGGACAGCUCCAGCUCCGUGGGUUCAGGCGAGUUCACCGGGAUUAAAGAACUGGAUGAUAUAAGUCAGGAGAUCGCACAGCUGCAGAGCACUCUUGCUUUCACACACUGGGAUACACUCAGAGAGAAAUACACUUUGGAACAAGAUAUCAGAGAAACAGAGGAGGCCAUCAGACACAAAACCACAGAGGUUCAGGAAAUGCAGAAUGAUCUGGACCGAGAGACGUCCAGCCUCCAGGAGCUUGAGGCCCAGAAGCAGGAUGCUCAGGACCGGCUGGAGGAGAUGGACCAGCAGAAGGCGAAGCUUGAAGACAUGCUUAAUGACGUACGGCAGAAGUGCCAGGAAGAAUCACAAAUGAUCUCAUCCCUGCAGACCCAGAUCCACUCGCAGGAGUCGGACCUGCAGAGCCAAGAGGAAGAGCUGGGCCGGGCCAAGGCUGACCUGAACCGCCUACAGCAGGAGGAAGCGCAGCUAGAGCAGAGUCUACAAGCUGGCAGAAUUCAGCUAGAAACUAUCAUAAAGUCACUCAAAGCCACACAGGACGAGAUCAACCAGGCACGGAGCAAACUCUCCCAGAUUCAGGACAGCCAACACGAGAUCAGUAAGAGCAUUGAGCAGUAUAGCAGCACUCUGAACGGGACCCAUGGGGGCAGCAUGACCAACCUGGCAGACAUGAGCGAAGGCUUCCCAGAAAAGGAGAACGGAGGUUUUGGGGCCAUGGAGGACCCUUUCAAAGUGAAGACCACUGUGUUUAACAGCGCCCCUCAGGAGAUGCACACGGACCCCUUCCAGUCUGAAGACCCAUUUAAAACAGACCCAUUCAAAGGUGAUCCGUUCCAGAAUGACCCAUUCUCAAAGCAAACCUCCACGGUUGCAGAUCCUUUCGGUGGAGACCCUUUCAAAGAAACCGACCCAUUUAGGACCUCUUCUGAAGAUUUUUUCAAGAAACCUUCAAAGCCGGACCCCUUCAACAAUGCUGAUCCUUUUAGCAAAAGUGCCACUCUUCCCUCAAAGAGUCAUCAUUUCUCUAGUAAUGACCCCUUCAGCUCCACAAGCCCCAAACCAAAAGGCCAAGAUUUCUUCGGUACUUUGGACCCGUUCGGGAGCAGUUCAUUCGGCAGCAAUAGCGGAUUUGCAGACUUCAGCCAAAUGUCGAAGGGCUUUGUAGAUGACCCGUUCAGCCGAAAACAAGACAUGCCUGCUCUCCCCCCCAAGAAAAGUGUACCACCACGGCCCAAACCACCCAGCGGUAAAAGCACUCCUGUAAACGUGCCGGGAUCUGCCGAUUCGGCCAAGACGAGCGAUCCCUUCCAGCCCUUCAGUGCUGACCCCGGCGAUCCGUUUCAGAGUAAAAAGGGGGUGGGAGACCCGUUUAGUGGCAAAGACCCGUUUGCUCCAUCUGCCUCAAGUAAAGCCUCUAAAGACUCUUCAUUGGGUUUUGCUGACUUCAGCUCUGAACUGAGCGAAUUAAGUUUGGUAAUGAAGCCCAGCAGAUGGAGUGGGCGAAGCGGGAAAGUGAGAGAGCGGAACGGGAGCGGCUGAAGAGACUGCGCCAGCAGGAACAGGAAGACCUGGAGCUGGCCAUCGCUCUCAGCAAGGCCGAGAUGUCCAACGCCUGACCGCCAUCCCCUCAGAUCCACCCUUCUGUACACUACAGCGACGAUUGCGUGUGUGUACGUGAUGGACCGAGAUAAAAUAGAUGCAAGUGGGACACAGUCCCUGACAGUUCAACCUCUAUCCUUUUGUGUUCAUUCAGGAGGGCGGCCUAUGGUUUGUGAAUCAGCUAACUCACUCUACAUGCACUGCAUUAACCUCUCAGAUGGAGUAUAUAGUUUAUUUAAAGUGUAUUAGUAUGUGUGUGUGUGUGUGUGUGUGUGUGUGUGUGUGUGUGUGUGUGUGUGUGUGUGUGUGUGAGAAUGUGCAUCAACAGAGCCAUGGACAUUUGAAGACCAUUACUGGUCUCUGCAGAUCAAUAUCUCCACUGGUGUGGAAAAAAGGGACUGAGAAACCACUAAGAAAGUUGCUUUUGCGGUUUGAUCCUGGGUCGAACCAGAAACUUGAAUUACUGACGCUACACUCCCUCCCUACGAGCCCUUGAGCAAGGCACUUAAUUCCAGGUUUCUUCCUGAAUUCAGUCGCUGUAAGCGUACUGUAAGUCGAUUUGGAUAAAGAGCAUCUGCUAAAUGAUAACUUACUGCCUCUGGCUGUAGUCAGUAUAGCACACACUGGAAUUACAGCAGCGCCUGCAGACUAAACGUCUGUAAGGAGCUCUUGACGUGACGAAAAGCUGAACGAAAGACAGUGUGAUUCUGUAAGUGUCGUUUAAGAGAGCUGAUUGAUUCAUAAGUGAACUUGUUUUCUUUCACAGUACUGUUCAGAGGAGAAGGAUCAGCAAAGCUUCUACAACUGCACUGAAUUUUUUUUUUUUUUUUUUUCAAUUUUUAUUUUACCAUGUUAAAAGAUUUAGCUGGUUAACACCGCUGCAGGACUCAACAGUAAGGUUUUUUUGGGCCCCACUAGAAAAGUUUUUGUUUUUCUAGAAAUAUUUGAUUUUUUUUUUUAUCAAAUGUUACAUUCUCUUUAAAAGGAACUUCAUAUUUUUGUCUUUACAAAAUGAAAAUUUACAAAAAUCUUGUAAAUUUUCUUUUUGUAUUAAAAAAAAAAAAAAAUCCAUCUAUCCGUCUAUCGUUUUUACAUUCUGUCUAUUGUUAUUUCAUACUAUCAUUCCGCUUUAUUGAUCUAUUUUUCUAUCUAUUUUACCUGAAUGUAUGUACAAGAUCAACAAGUCUAAGAUUUUCAGUGAUAAGGACUCUUUCACACAUGCCAACUAUAGAGCCAACCUUAUUGUUGAGUUCUGCACUAUGGUGUAAUAUUUGGUUGUAUAAAAAAAACAAAUGCCUCCAUGAGGGAACUGAUAACAUAUUUUGCUGUUUAGAUUUUUGUCGUUUUCAGUUCGUUACUAAUUUUGUAAUAUAGUUUUAGCUUGAACCCGUAAACAGGCCCGUAUGGAAUGUGAGAUACUUGUCGCAUUUUCUGUUUUGUUUUUGUUUUGUUUUUUUGUGUCAGGAUUACUAAACACCUUUUGGUAGCUGAAAGCACAAUCAAAUUAGCCAAAAUAAAUUAAUGCGACGAUGUGAACUUUGUGAAUUCAGGCUCAAUAGAUUCUUUAAAAAAACAACAACUGGCAAUUGCUGUUGUCGUUUACUGUUUGGUUUGUCCUAACUUGAACGUCUUGGUGAUGGUACUUCCUGGCACGUUUCAAGCCUGUUUUUUUUUUUUUUUUUUGUCUUUACGAUUGAAUUAUCGUACAACUUAAUAUCAACGUUUUUUUUAAACAUACAAUCUGCUGGUCUUUAACGGUAGACUCUUUAACUGGUACUAUUAACACGUUUUAUCCAUGAAUGAUCUGUAUUCACUCAUCCAACCUUGGAUCAUUGGAAUAGCUGUUUCUUCCUUACUUCAGUUUGGAAUAACUCUUGAAUCUAUAAUGUGGUGUGUCAUUACAGGUAAAAUCUUUCUGCAUAAUGAUUGAUGCUCAUUUGCAAAAUUGUGGACACAAACUGUGACAUAUCCUAGUAUACUGCUAACUUUCAGCUAUGUUAUCUUUCUGUUACUUUUUUUUUUUUUUUUUUUUAGUUCCUCUUUUUUUUCUCGACUCUCAAUUAGCUUGUGUUUUUUUGACCGCAAGUAGCUGCUCGACACUCCUCGGUCACGUUAGUGUCACACUAAACAGUGUUACUUUGUCUUAUUUAAAAUACGUAAAAUGUAUUAGAUGGAGCCUAGCUCACAAUGAAACUCGUGUGAUGGUUCUUGAACCUUAAUUUAUCUGAUUACAGUACUACACUAAUCUUUAGUCAGUUGCACGUUUUUAACAAAACCGUACGUUUUCAGGACUGGAAUCGAAAGCCGUUGUGUCCCAGACACAGAUAAUGCCAGAUUUUGGCCUAUGAAGGGUUUUAUGACAUAAUGUAGGCCAGGAGUGGGUUAUUCAUGUACAGGGGACUUUGGUCCUGGCUUUCUGCUUUUUACUGUUACAAAAAUAACAUAACCAUUCAAACUAAAAAACAAACAAACAUUUUGUUAGCGUUCCUUUUAUGCUGUAUUUGUCCUCUAUACCUCCAUUGUGCAAUAGUUUGUAUAUUUUAUUUGUUGUAAUACCUGUAAAUUCAUUUAAUGUUUUCAUAUCCUGUUUUAUUAUCCAUAUUUUUUUUUUAAUGAUGAAAGUGAAUAUUUUUUUAGUUACUGUCAUAAUUUUGGGCAUAUGUCCCAUAAAACUCAAGCUGAAUGCAUUCCUUUUUGGCCUGCCUUUAACCCUCGCCUGUGUAGAUAAGACCGAUAUUAACCCGAUAGAGAAAUGCAUAAGAGUAUACAUAAACCAUGUAUAUUAUGUGUUAUAUUUGUCCUAUGAAACAUGAGUAUCUGCACAUGUGUAACUCGAAACAUUUAAGGAUUUCAGACUGCAUUGAUAGUGAUUAGUGAUGCUUGGAUUCCUUUGGAAAUGUUCAUGCUCCAUAUGUUGUCCCUUGAUUUCACAGAAUAAACAAAAGAUAACAUUUCUGAA
Molecule: messenger RNA, 5809 nt
Organism: Megalobrama amblycephala (Wuchang bream)
Lineage: Eukaryota; Metazoa; Chordata; Actinopteri; Cypriniformes; Xenocyprididae
Gene: eps15l1a
Product: epidermal growth factor receptor pathway substrate 15-like 1a
Exons: 27
Coding region: 16-2790 (924 amino acids)
Biological process (GO): endocytosis; endosomal transport
Cellular component (GO): cytoplasm; clathrin coat of coated pit; plasma membrane
Molecular function (GO): calcium ion binding; cadherin binding
Source: RefSeq, a predicted model, not a curated record